UCUGAUGCUGUUCAUACAGGUAACAUUGAGACAUUCCCUACAUCCAGAGAGCAACAGCAGGAAGAUCACAGACCUAAGAGGUCUCACCAAUGCCCACAUUGUAAGAAGAUUUUCCCAAUUCUUUCAAAGCUAAAAAUACACCUAAAAAUACACACAGGAGAGAAGUCGUACUCCUGCUCUGACUGUGGGUUGAGAUUCUCUCAACAGAGCAGCUUAAAAACACACCAACGUAUACACACAGGAGAGAAACCUUACUCCUGCUCAUACUGUGGGUGGAGAUUCUCUCAACGAAGCCACUUAAAAUCACACCAACGCAUACACACAGGAGAGAAGCCUUACUCUUGCUCUGACUGUGGAAAAUGCUUCACAACAUCAUCUGACCUAACAGUUCACCAGAGAACACACACAGGAGAGAAGCCUUUUUCCUGCUCUGACUGUGGGGGGAGAUUCUCUCGACGGAGCAGUUUAAAAAUACACCAACAUAUACACACAGGAGAGAAGCCUUACUUCUGCUCUGACUGUGGGAAAAGUUUCUCCCUAUUGGAUACUUUAAAAGCACAUGAACGUGUACAUACAGGAGAAAAGCCUUUUUCCUGCUCUGACUGUGGGAAGAGUUUUUCUCAACGGAGCAACUUAAAAAUACACCAACGUUUACAUACAGGUGAAAAGCCUUACUCCUGUUCGGACUGUGGAAAAUGUUUCACACAAUUUGAUACGUUAAAAUGUCACCAGCGUAUACAUACAGGAGAGAAGCCUUACUCCUGCUCUAAAUGUGGGAAGAGUUUCUCUCUACAGAGCAGCGUAAAAUCACACCAACAUAUACACACAGGAGACAAGCCUUACUCUUGCUCUGACUGUGGUAAAUACUUCCCAACAUCAUCUGCGCUAAAUGUUCAUCAGAGAACACACACCGGAGAGAGGCUUUCCUUCUGUUCUGACUGUGGAAAGAGUUUCUCUCAACACAGCAGCUUAAAGGAACACCAACGUUUACACACAGGAGAGAAGCCUUACUCCUGCUCUGACUGUGGGAAGAAUUUCACUCGACACAGCAGCUUAAAGAAUCACCAACGUAUACACACAGGAGAGAAGCCUUAUCCCUGCUCUGAAUGUGGAAAGAGUUUCACAACAUCAAGUGCUCUGACAGUUCAUCAGAGAGUGCACACAGGAGAGAAACCUUACUCCUGCUCUGACUGUGGGGGGAGUUACUCUCGACUGGGAAACUUACAAACACACCAUCGUAUACAUUCGGGAGAGAAGCCGUACUCCUGUUCUGACUGUGGGAAAUGCUUCACAACAUCAAGUGCUCUGAAAGUUCAUCAGAGAGUGCACACAGGAGAUAAUCCUUAAUCCUGCUCUGACUGUGGGGCGAGAUUCUCUCAACAGAGCAAUUUAAGCACACCAACGGAUACAAACGAGUGAAGCCUUUUGCAGAUUAAAAACAUUUUUUGCUGGAUUGACAAUGGACCCCUGUUUAAAGUAACCUCCCUUUUUGGUAACAAAAGGAGAGAAGCUUCAUCAGUUCUCUCGGACCAGCUAUGAUUAAAGUCACUCCAUCACUUAAUUCUCAUCUCAUAAAAUAAUUGGUAACAUUGAAUUGGAUCAAAUGAAGAAAGUGUAGAACACUCUAUUGUAAUCCUAUAGUUUCUCACUGUGAGAGAACAAUGCAGAGGAAAGGGAGUGUUCUAGAAUGUUAGCCUCUCUUUACUGAUCAGUGUGCACCUUGUCAGUUUUGGUGUGUUUUGUUAGCUUCUACUGUAAAGAUAUUGAGAUUACCUUGGGUUUGCCCUUAGCGUUGAAUAUACUGCUUCCGUCUGAAGUCGUCUGUGGGACUGAGAUAGUAGACACAACAUGUAUCAGAUAGAGAUGGUGUGAUCCGUUUUCUCCAUUCAUUUGGGUGGAUUAUUUUUUUUACUACUAAGGGACUGUAUGUUAUUUAUAAAAUGAGGGAUACCUGGAGCAAAUUGUAUCUCUGAAAUAAUAAUGUAUGCCCCUCCCUUCACUAAAAUAUAUUUUUCCCCGACCCUCUCUGAACACUUGGGGAAAAACAAGUGACUCUCCCCUAUACCCAAAAUUAUAAUUAAAAUAUAAAGUGGAUAGCAGAGAACAUGCCUAUUGUUUACCCUCACUCCUAGAACAGACCAGAGCCUUAGAUAUGCAGUUUUAGAAACAGUUCUUCAUUUUCUAAGCGUCACAUGUCAAAGGUUGUGGAUUCCCAGAACACUGUGUACGAGGUUGGGGUGAAAAUAUAUCUAUUAUAAUAUAAGCACUGCAUGAAUCUCAUCUUAUUUCCAUUAAAAAAAUGCCUUUUAGAAACUCAUUUCAUGCAAUUCUACAUCAUUUUACACGACUGGAGACAAUCCAAAUAUUUGUUUUUAUACCAGAACAGUGCAUGAUAAUUAAUGAGGCAUACUACAGCACCAAAGAGCUUUUGAUUUCUAUACACGGCUAUUGUUCAAAAAUAUUCUACAACGGGUUGGUCAAAACAAGCUUUGUGAUUGGUUGAGACAUGUUCUAAGCCAUUCUAAAAACACUGUUUGGCACAGAUGAUGCAAAAAUGGGAAUCUUGUUUCCUGUUCUGUCUGACAGAUCCCUGCUCAUCCACUGGCCCAUCAGCCCAGCCAGCCAAUUCAUUAACUUGAUCUCCACUGUAAAAGACAUCUAGACAUUAUUUCCCCUUGCUUUUUUGUUUGCAUCAGUGUUGUACAAACGUUGCUGUCUUUCUCUCAACAUUUGCAACAUUGUUUCAAUAUUGAAAUUCUAUAUGCACUAUCCUAUUGAGAAUGAACGUGUCAGGACGAGACUGACAUCUUGUCUCAGCCAGUUGAAAUCAUGAAUCUGCAUAAUCUUUGUGGAUAUAUACAAAGAAAUGUCCAUUUAAAACCAGGUCAAAUGAAAUUAAAAGCAGUUACUUUGCUGUUAUUCUAGCUGCAUGGUUUGAUGUGACUGUUAAUAGUAGUUGGCUAGCUAGCAGGCAAGGGAUAAGAGUGCUGCCAGACAGCAUGACAACGGAACAUUUAGAACUGAUGGAUUCUAUUAAAUGUAACAUGUUUCAAGUUAAACUGUAGUUAGUGUGUAUCCUGUUUAGUGAAUGAUUACUGUGAGGAUUAAUGGAGUUUAGGACAUGAAACUGUGUGUAUGCUAAUUUAGAAAUGUUGACCCAAUCAGAGAAGAGGAAAUUGCCUCGGAUCAGAGAGCAGGGUCAGGCCCAGAACAGAAGAUGGACGGGUUGGGAUUCUGACAUCUGGCUAAACAAAUCAAAUCAAAUCAAAUUUAUUUAUAUAGCCCUUCGUACAUCAGCU
This is a messenger RNA of Oncorhynchus tshawytscha (Chinook salmon), 3299 nucleotides long. RefSeq names its product zinc finger protein OZF-like. The annotation marks the transcript as partial. The record is from RefSeq and is a predicted model, not a curated record. NCBI's taxonomy places the organism in Eukaryota, Metazoa, Chordata, Actinopteri, Salmoniformes, Salmonidae. Gene Ontology annotation, molecular function: DNA-binding transcription factor activity, RNA polymerase II-specific; RNA polymerase II cis-regulatory region sequence-specific DNA binding. Gene Ontology annotation, biological process: regulation of transcription by RNA polymerase II; central nervous system development. The transcript has a single exon. Gene Ontology annotation, cellular component: nucleus.